This is a messenger RNA of Nerophis ophidion (straightnose pipefish), 4167 nucleotides long. It is a transcript of the gene cdcp1b, whose product is annotated as CUB domain containing protein 1b. Lineage: Eukaryota; Metazoa; Chordata; Actinopteri; Syngnathiformes; Syngnathidae. The record is from RefSeq and is a predicted model, not a curated record. The transcript has 14 exons. The coding region runs from base 237 to 3857 and encodes 1206 amino acids.
ACAGUAGUUGUCUUCCGAGAGCCGUGCUAAGUGGACGACACAUGACUUGUGCAAACACUUUCCGUGGAAGUGACACUCGUGGUGGAGGGUCCACGCAGCGUGUUUACUAGGGCGGUACUACAGCACUAUUACUACUACCAUAGUCGUCUGGCAGGUUUGAACAGGUCACCGCCGCGCGUGGACCACGCCCUCCACGUGACGCCGCCGCGGCCGCACAGGUGUUGGCAGUGACGAGGAUGAACAUGAGUCCCGACGUCCGCGCGCCGCUCGGACUUUUGUUGUUGAUUAUCCUCGACACAGCAGAAUGCCUGCAGUUGACGGCCCAGCCCAACAAAGACUCAACAGUGACGGUGUCAACUAACCUGCCCUUGGAUGAGUGUGCCGUUUGUAUUAUCAGCGGGGUCAACGACACGCAAUUGUCCUGCCAUUCAACCCUUGCGCUGGUGCCUGAGAAGGAGGUCAAGCUGCUCUUCAACUGUUCCCAACCUGUAGAACAGGCGUACACAGUUACUGUCACUCAGAUCAUAGCAUGCACAGAGGACACCUGCAGCCCCUCAACAGUAGAAACUCAACCAUUACUCCUCAGUGAGUUUACCAGAACCUUCAUCUGGCAGAUUCAGGCGCCUGCAAAGAUAGUUGUGGGUCUUGAUAUUCUCGGAAAAGGACUGCGGGAGACAUCAAAACCAUGCGAUAAUGGAUAUCAGUAUUCAGUGGACACGCCUGGAACCAAUGGCAAGGCAGACACUUACUACUGCACAGAUGGUUCUGUGACCCAUUGGGACCUGUUGAGUGAAGCUGUUGUGUCUCUGCAAGUUCAACCAAAGACACAGGUGGAAUCUGUUUUGUUCCAGGCCUCUGCUGAAAAGCUAAAGGGUCGAACAGUGGUGGUAACCAUUGAUUCCAGCACCACUCUGGUGAUCAGCAGGUUCUCGCAAGAACCAGAAUGUGAGCUAUGCUACGGUGUUGACGCGGCUCGCACCUGCAGCCAGUCGGGAAAAACCUUGACCAACGUUCAGAGUCUCUCGCUGGAGUUUAGUUGCCUCAAACCUCAAGAGUCCUACAGUGUGGAGGUGAAGAAGACAAUCGAGUGUACGAAGAAUUCUUGCACACCUGCUGCGGGAGAACUUGAUCCCAGUCUCAUGAAGGAUUUCAAAAGAACCCUCAAAUGGGACAUUAACGUCCCAGAGAGAACUGUCUUAACCUUGGAACCCUCUAGCGGCGGCCUGAAGCAGUUGUCAGCGCAAGAUAAAUGUCAAGAUGGACCCCAGUAUUCUGUGAGCACAACAAGAAGUGAUGGCCAGCUCAAGGCCAACAGCUACUGCAGUGGUGGACCGUUGUCCCGUCUGGAUCUUCUUGGAUUGACGACCGUGACUGUGGAGGUGCCCCAAGGACAAGAAUUGGACAGGACUUUAUUUACAGCCAAAGCAGCGCCCAGAGUUGGCAAACUGCUGUCCGUGUUUCCUGACCCAGAAACCAACAUUAUUAUCAGUAGAGACACAGUCGAAUAUGACUGCAGUGUGUGUGUGGACAAACCCCCGUCGCAGAAAUGCGAUCCAAAAAAAAUAACCCUGAGCGAACACCGAAAUACCUCAGUCGAGUUCACUUGUCCGAGCCCUGAAGAUGUCUUCACUGUGGAGAUUAACAGAGAAAUUGACUGCACAACUACUUCCUGCUCUGAGAAUAGUGUCCAGGCUGAGUCCACCCUCUUCCCAGACUUCAACCGAACCUUCACUUGGGAUCUGAAAGUCGACUCCACUCGGACCUUUCAGCUGGACUUCCCUGAGCAGGGAAUGCAGCAGAUUGCCAAUGAAGACACCUGUCCAGAUGAGCACACAUACACACUUGUUAGCUACCUACGCACUGGGCCUGCCAAGAUUGGAACCUUCUGCAAGGGGGGUGCUGUGACUAGCAUCGGAGUGCUCUACAAGGGCCGCGUGCUUCUCCGGGUACCAGGGGACAGGAAGAUAGACCCUCUUGACUUCAAACUCAGCAUUGGGCCCGAGACCAGCAUGAUAGCCACAGUGAAAGUCAACCUUCCGCGGGGUGUCUCUGAUACGGCCUUCAUAUCUGCCAACUACCCCAAUGAUUUCCCUGACAAGCAACAGAUGCAGUGGGACUUUAACGUGCCGGAGAUGCACAACUACACAGUUAAUUUUCACCAGCCCACGGCCCCAGAGUGCCUCAGCAAGGACGUUGAAGUGGAAUACAGAAAAGACAAAAACAAAGUGACCAAAGUGGGUUUGACUGAUAAGCAGCCGAAACACAAGCAAGGCAACUUCAACAUGGUGCUGAAGAACUGUGAAACCAACACCACACUGCAGGGGCUCUCGUUGAAAUACAGCGUGUCUGUCAUGAGAAGUGGUCAUCCAGUUUUCUGCACGGUGGACCUGAGCAAACAACCGGAAGUGGCCUUGCAGAUCGAGAAGGUGGGUUCCGAUCCUUUUUGCGAGAUGAGCGUGAACACUGAGGUUGUAAAGAAGAUAAACGUGGCUGCAGGCGCUCAGGCCGAACUCUCCUUUCUUGACUGUCCCAAUGAAGACGUGCAAUUGACAGCAAGUCAAUUUAUUGGUUGUCAAAAUGUGGCUUCCUGUUCUGAGACACUCCUCACCGUACCCACAUUGGAUUCCUGUCUUCGGAUGCCCCUCCACAGCUUCACCUGGCACUUAAACAUCCCUCAGGACAGCACCAUUGAUCUGGUGUCACCAUCAGGGGGUCUUCAACAAUCUCUGCCUGGCCAGGAGUGUAACAGCCCUGUCUCGCUGCAUGUGGAAGAGAGCCAGGGUUUCUCUGUGGGAGAUUUCUGCUCCAAUGGGAUCAUCCAGAAAGUUCAAGUCCACGCCAACAUCUCCGUCACGGCAACGACCCGAGACUUCAGCAAGACGACAGGGCCUUUUCUCAAUGUCACUUUCACUGAAGAGAUCGCAGAGACCAUCAUUUAUCAGGUCAGCCCGCAGAUGUCGUCUCCCACCCUGCUGGCCACCCCCAAUUGGCCCAACGGCAUGAGGCCUGCGUCCACGGUGUCCUGGAUCGUCGCUUUGCCGAGCGGCUACCAGGCGCACGCCCAGUUCGUCAACGUCAGCCAGCCCAAAUGCGCCGACAGACACACCUGCAUCAAGGUGAAGAUGCUGGACUCCGAGGAAGAGAUACUGAGCCGCAGGGAGGAUGAGAAGACGGACGACAAGCUGGUGGUGCCACGCAGCUUCUAUGUCAACAUGUCCAACUGUAUACCAGAAAAUGGGAACUUUGGUGCUGUCACCCAAAUUGUUCUAGAGAGAAAGACCAAUAUUUUGGGCAUCCUUCUAGGAAUAGCAGGAGCUCUUCUUCUUAUGCUCAUCGUGUUGGCUGUUAUCUGCUUCUUUGUAAGGAAAAAGAAAAAAGAGCGCAUGAUGAAGGAGUCGUCCAUCUACUUGGGCGGAGGGAACAUCUUUAAAGCACGUGAAAGGCAGUUCAGCAAGGCCCGGUCCGACAACGACUCCCACGUGUACGCCUCCAUUGACGAGACCAUGACAUACGGUCACCUCCUGGGCGACACCAGCUACGCAGACCGCAUGGAGGACCACUUCAAGGGAAUGCAGGUGGACUCCUACCACACCUUCACGGGCCCCUCCGAGCUGCCCGUCAUCAAAGAACCCGAGCAGGAGCCCGAGAUGGACCAGUUCAACACGUUCCUGGACCCCGCCGAGACCUUCAUCCCGUCUCGUCCACGCACUCCCAUCGACCGCCAGGACAGCCUGGGCUUCCACGACCGCCGUAUGGUGGACAACGAACUGCAUACGUUCAGAAACACGGGGGACUUAAACGUCAUUCGGCUCUCUGGUGCUGACAUGGAACCAGAACUAGAAGAAGAGUUCUUGUAGAUGAUUCCCGUCACUCUCAUGGGAACUUCUGUGCUUCGGCCUCACUCAGGGGAAUCUGAGUAGAAACGUUUUUCCUAACUUGACUCCUCCGUUUUGAGAGAACUUUGAAAAGCUUCCUGAAGAGAAGCUAUAAAGUUAUUUUUUUAGGGUUCACUUUAUUAUUUUUUUAAUCUGUUAUGUAAUCCCUGCCGAUGUGGUUUGGAUUUGGAGGGGGGACUGGAACAAUUGUGCAGUGUUUUUAUGUUGUGAGUCUGUGAUGACAUUUUUUAAAUGCAAUAAAUGUUGGGAAAAAAGCUGCACGCCUCAUUGG